Molecule: messenger RNA, 1440 nt
Organism: Prionailurus viverrinus (fishing cat)
Lineage: Eukaryota; Metazoa; Chordata; Mammalia; Carnivora; Felidae
Gene: NR1I2
Product: nuclear receptor subfamily 1 group I member 2
Exons: 9
Coding region: 1-1440 (479 amino acids)
Biological process (GO): cell differentiation; negative regulation of transcription by RNA polymerase II; positive regulation of transcription by RNA polymerase II
Molecular function (GO): nuclear receptor activity; zinc ion binding; RNA polymerase II cis-regulatory region sequence-specific DNA binding
Source: RefSeq, a predicted model, not a curated record
AUGAGUCACACAUACAAUCGGCCCCCUCUCCGUUGCAGGGCUGGAGUCUCCAGAUCCAGAAAAUAUCAAGGUGCGGGGACUGUGGGAGCUGGGAACGACUCAGCCCUGUUCCUCCCAAGAGGCCCGGCAGCCAACCUGGAGGAGAGACCUGGAGAAAGCUGGAAACAUGCUGCCCUUAUGCACUGUGAAGCCGCAGAUUCAGCUCCUGGGAAGCCUGCCGUCAGCACACUUGAGGGAGAUGGGAGUCCCCAAAUCUGCCGUGUAUGCGGGGACAAGGCUACUGGCUACCACUUCAAUGUCAUGACAUGUGAAGGAUGCAAGGGCUUUUUCAGGAGAGCCAUGAAACGCAACACCCGGCUGAGGUGCCCCUUUCGGAAGGGCGCCUGCGAGAUCACCCAGAAGACCCGGAGACAAUGCCAGGCCUGCCGCCUCCGCAAGUGCCUGGAGAGCGGCAUGAAGAAGGAGAUGAUCAUGUCGGACGCGGCUGUGGAGCAGAGGCGGGCCUUGAUCAGGAGGAAGAAGAGAGAACGGAUGGGCACUCAGCCCCUGGAAGCCAAGAGUCUGACUGAGGAACAGCAGACAAUGAUCAGAGAGCUGAUGGAUGCUCAGACGAAAACCUUUGACACCACCUUCUCCCACUUCAAGGAUUUCCGGCUGCCAGAAGUGCUCAGCAGCGGUCCUGGGAUUCCGGAAUCUCUGCAGACUCCAUCGGGGGAAGACGCUGCCAAGUGGAGCCAGAUCAGGGAGGAUCUGUGCUCACUGAAGGUCUCUCUGCGGCUGCGGGGGAAAGAUGGCAGUGUCUGGAACUACAGACCCCAAGCUGACAGCAGUGGGAAAGAGAUCUUUUCCCUGCUGCCCCACAUGGCUGACAUGUCAACCUACAUGUUCAAGGGCAUCAUUAACUUUGCCAAAGUCAUCUCCCAUUUCAGGGACCUGCCCAUCGAAGACCAGAUCUCCCUGCUGAAGGGGGCCACCUUUGAGCUGUGCCAACUGAGAUUCAACACAGUGUUCAACGCAGAGACUGGAACCUGGGAGUGUGGCCGGCUGUCCUACUGUUUGGAGGACACUGCAGGUGGCUUCCAGCAGCUUCUCCUGGAGCCCGUGCUGAAAUUCCACUACAUGCUGAAGAAGCUGCAGCUGCAUAAGGAGGAGUAUGUGCUGAUGCAGGCCAUCUCUCUUUUCUCCCCAGACCGCCCUGGUGUGGUACAACGCAGUGUGGUGGACCAGCUGCAGGAGAGAUUCGCCAUCGCCCUGAAGGCCUACAUCGAGUGCAAUCGGCCCCAGCCUGCCCACCGGUUCCUGUUCCUGAAGAUCAUGGCCAUGCUCACCGAGCUCCGCAGCAUCAACGCCCAGCACACCCAGCGUCUGCUUCGCAUCCAGGACAUACACCCCUUUGCUACACCCCUCAUGCGGGAGUUGUUCAGCAUCACGGAUGGCUGA